AAUGAAUCACAAAGCCCAGCUAGCACCUCCAAAGAAAGAUUUCUCCCAACAAUUCAAGGGCCCUAGAGAUUCUGCAACAUCAAAUGAAAAGAUGCAGCCAGCAGACAGAAGAUGAAAGCCACCCAAGCCCUGGAGGGUGCCCUUGCAGCCACUUCUGUCCAGGUUCUGAGUUUCCCUUCACGAUGGCCUGUAACAGCACAUCCAUCGGGACUUACAAACAUUUGCUGCUGAAUGUGAGCAACACCUCCGACCCCUGGGCCACUCCACUGUCCGCACCGCUCAGGAUCUCUCUGGCAAUAAUGAUGCUGAUGAUGAUUGUCGUAGGGUUUCUUGGCAACACGGUGGUCUGCAUCAUUGUGUACCAGCGGCCAGCCAUGCGUUCAGCCAUCAACCUGCUGCUAGCCACCCUGGCCUUCUCCGACAUCAUGCUGUCCUUAUGCUGCAUGCCUUUCACCGCCAUCACCCUCAUCACUGUCCGCUGGCACUUCGGAGACCACUUUUGUCGGCUCUCAGCUACGCUCUAUUGGUUUUUUGUCCUAGAGGGCGUGGCCAUCCUGCUCAUCAUUAGCGUGGACCGAUUUCUCAUCAUCGUGCAGCGCCAAGAUAAGCUGAACCCACGCAGGGCCAAGGUGAUCAUCGUGGCCUCCUGGGUGCUGUCUUUCUGUAUCUCUGCGCCCUCCUUCACUGGCUGGACGUUUAUGGAGGUACCAGCCCGCGCCCCACAGUGUGUGCUGGGCUACACCGAGUUCCCAGCUGAACGCGCCUAUGUGGUGACACUGGUGGUGGCAGUGUUCUUUGCGCCCUUUGGCGUCAUGCUAUGCUCCUACCUGUGCAUCCUCAACACGGUGCGGAAGAACGCUGUCCGUGUGCACAACCAGUCGGACAGCCUGGACCUCAGACAGCUGUCCAGGGCUGGCCUGAGACGGCUCCGGAGGCAGCAGCAGCAGGUCAGCCUGGACCUGAGCUUCAAAACCAAGGCCUUCACCACCAUCCUCAUCCUCUUCGUUGGCUUUUCGCUCUGCUGGCUGCCCCACUCAGUCUACAGCCUGCUGUCUGCGUUCAGCCGGCGGUUCUAUUACAGCGCCUCCUUCUACGCCACCAGCACGUGCGUCCUGUGGCUCAGUUACCUCAAGUCCGUCUUCAACCCCAUCGUCUACUGCUGGAGGAUCAAGAAAUUCCGCGAGGCCUGCAUAGAGUUGCUUCCCCAGACUUUCCAAAUCCUCCCCAAAGUGCCUGAGCGGAUCCAGAGGAGAAUCCAGCCGAGCACUGUCUAUGUGUGCAACGAAAACCAAUCCUCUGUCUAGGGAGCUGGCCGAGUGGGCCAAGAGACCGCUCUAAAUGGUCCCCGGCCAGACUCUGUUCCCUAACCUUUAGUUGUCUGCGUUUUGUGGUGACUACACAAGCACAAAGGUACUCAUUUAUUACCAGGUGAUCUGUGGAGUUCAGUUUUCCGAUUUCCAUAAGAUGAUUUAUUAUUUUUGUCUCAGAAAAACUAUAUAUAGCUCUAAUGGGAAUGGGGGCUUUCAGAAGUUGGCCAGAAAGUGAGAAGGGAUGAGGGGGGGAAAGGUGAAGCUACCUGAGGGCAGGGCGAGAGGAGGAUCUGUCAAAGGAGCACAUCACUUUCAUCCCAGCCCCCCUCCCCACAUGCUCAGGAGAAGCCCCUGGCGGCAGAUUGUGGUGCCAUUGUUCACUCUGAUGCCAGCCUCCAAAGCUGUAUCUGCAGGGCCUGGGUAUGGCACAGAGUCUUCAUAAUGUUCACCUGUGUGUUUCCGAUCAUGCCAAAAUUACCCUUUCUAGAAAGAUUGCACAUUGGCAUUGGUAUGUUCUUGAGGUCCCCGGUGUGGAAGGCUAGCUAUGUUGGUGCUAGUGUCAGUGGCCCAAAACUCAAAAUGUGCUUUGCGAUGGCUUAACUGAAAUGAGAGGUCCACUCUGACACUUAGGCAUGUGCCCACCACUCACAUAUCUGGCUGGCCUGACAGUCCCUGUCUCUCUGUUCCUGUCUCCUCUUUGGCCCCUUUGUUUUCAUCCUUUUCAGUGUGCUAAGAACAUACCCAGUGUCAUUCGUCCACUGGCAAGUAUUUGUAGUGACUUGCUCUCAGAGGCAGAAUCAGCCAGCGGCUUGGCUUUGUUUACACAUCUCCUCUGGACAACCCAGAGCCUUGUGAGGCACCAAAUCCACAUUAGCAACAGAAUUGCUACAGGGACAGAACCGACACCCCCUCCUUAAAGCCGGGCUUAUACCCAUCCAUCUCUGUUCCUCCUACCUCACUCAUGUCCACUGUUGCUCUCAAAUCCGGUUGCUUAGACCCUGAUCUUGGGGGUGAAGUGACUUAAAGGAGACAUUUUGCUGGUAGCCUAUGCU
This is a messenger RNA of Acomys russatus (golden spiny mouse), 2362 nucleotides long. It is a transcript of the gene Gpr45, whose product is annotated as G protein-coupled receptor 45. Gene Ontology annotation, biological process: G protein-coupled receptor signaling pathway. The record is from RefSeq and is a predicted model, not a curated record. The transcript has a single exon. The coding region runs from base 84 to 1304 and encodes 406 amino acids. Gene Ontology annotation, cellular component: membrane. Gene Ontology annotation, molecular function: G protein-coupled receptor activity. Lineage: Eukaryota; Metazoa; Chordata; Mammalia; Rodentia; Muridae.